This is a messenger RNA of Knipowitschia caucasica, 318 nucleotides long. NCBI's taxonomy places the organism in Eukaryota, Metazoa, Chordata, Actinopteri, Gobiiformes, Gobiidae. The record is from the annotation of a GenBank genome assembly.
AUGAUUGUUAUGAGAAGCUGCAAAGAAAUAAAGGACGAUCCGAAUCCCUCCCAGUCCUUCCUCUCCCCAGCUGCUGACGGCCUGCCCUGUCUGCUGCUGCUGCCUCUGCUGCUGCCUCUGCUGCUGCCUCUGCUGCUGCCUCUGCUGGGGGAAGAGUUGGGGAGAGACGAAGAGGGACAAGACCCGGGGAGGGGGGAGGAAGUGCGUGUGCUGCUCCCAAAAAAACUGGAAAGGACGCUCCCGAAAGUCGCCUCGCAGCUCAUCCACAACCCGAGCAACCCCCGAUCGAAGAGCAAACAACACAUUGGAGACCCAUAA